ACGCGUCAGCAACUGAGCAGUGCCAUGUCAGCAGUGACACGUCAGCAGCCGAGCAGUGCCACGUCAGCAGGGGGUGCCGCGUCAGCAGCUCUCCGGUCUGGUCUAUGCUUACGCGCUCACAAACAGCCGCCAUGGAUCAGAAGCCCGGGGAAACGGCCGCGGACUAUCAAACCCGGAUGCUGGCUUGGAGUACCGAAGCCAAGCAAAGGGCGGAUGCAGCAGCAGCCGCAGAGCAGAAGACGGCAGAGGAAGCCGAACAGCCCGAAUUCGGGACAGCGUGAGUCCACUCCAAAGUUCGAUGGUCAGGAGAUCUUCUGCGAUUCAACAAAGACGGACCCGAUUCAGUGGUUCCGCAAGUUUGAACUCACGUUGCAGCUGCAUCUCAUCAGCGAAUACAAGAGCCACGUGUACUUAUACUCGCGGUCGGGGGGCGCAUGCCAAGCAUGGCUGGACAAUCUCUUGUCCAAGUACGGGGUGGUCGCUGCAGACUUGCACACUAAGAUCAACUGGGAUGAUCUGAAGGCAGCGUGGCAUAAGCGGUUCCAAGUAGAGCCACUGAAGAUCAAGGCAAUGGACAAAUUGUUGUACUUCGAGCAGGGCACGCUGCCGAGUGUUGAUUGGAUUGCCGAGUUCCAACGCUUGACAUCCGUCCCAGACAUUCAGAUGGCUUCAAGGCCAUCAAACACUACUUCAUAUCGAGGUCGUGUCCGGCGUUGGGCAACGCGUGUCGACGAGACCCUGACGACCACGGCGGAACUCUUUGACAAGGCCGCGCAGAUCAUUGUCACGAACAAGGAGGCGAAGAACCUCGUGCGUUCAUCUGCAGCAGGCCCGGGCAGAGACCAGCAUCGGCCGAAAGUGGCCGUGGUCGCGGCGGCAAUGCCACCCGACCAAUCUUUCAGCGAGGCCGUGUCUGCCAAUGAAGGGGACAGACUCGCAGCCGCCCGGGAUGGUGGCCACGCCGGCAGAGGCCGAGGACGCGGCAAACCGAAGACAAACACCACAUUGAUCCCCGGGCCCGGCGCAGCAGCUUCAGCCCCAUGGAUCCACUUUGGCCUUUUGGAGCUAGCAUACAAGCAACGCAUGAAAUACCGCUAUUGUCUGUGGUGUGGUUCUUCACGGGAUUUGGUGCGCGAGUUCAACAUAGAGGUAUUGGACCCGCUCACGUCUGAGGAUUUUGCAUGGCUUCCUCUCCUGACCACGGGUCACUUGCCGGGACCGCAAUGUGCAGCACUCCGCGCUCAUCUUCACAAGUAUUUGUCCUUCGAUGCACCACCAACUUCGUCGACGGAUGAUGGAGUUGCGGUGGGGGACAUAUUGGCGUAUGUUACCAAGGUGGCCCGCGAAUUUCGCAUGCAACGGUACAAUGACAACAACGCACCGCUCAUGUAUGUCUGCAUCCAGGUUGGGCAAGCAUCCUGCAGCGCUUUGCUGGAUAGCGGCGCGUCUCGCAAUUUCAUGAGCCAAGCCUUUAUGCAAAGGGUUGGCCUUGGCGCACAAGUUCGGAGGAAGGCAAACCCGACGGCGAUCAAGUUGGCGGAUGGAAAGACGCAGCAACUUCUCGACUGUUACAUCGAGGCCGUACCGGUGUAUUUCGCACCUCAUGCAUGCGAACCAGUGACGUUCGACAUUUUGGACAUAGACUUCGACAUUAUUUUGGGAAUGCCUUGGCUUGCAAGUGCGGAUCAGACGGUCAACUUCCACCGCCGGACUCUUACCGUUCGGAACGCUUUCGGCGCCGAAGUACCGUGUACUAUUCCUCUUCCGCACCCUUCGAUCCGGUGCCAAGUGGUGACGGCCAAAUCAUUCCGGGCGACUUGCACUUACGAGCAGCCCGAGGAGAUCAGCCUAUGUUUCCUACGGACCGUCGCGGUAGCCGACUCUUCAUCCACGGACUUGUCGUCGGACCCCCGUGUGGUGCGGUUGCUGGACGAGUUCGCCGACAUCUUCGAGUCACCUACCGAUGUGGUGCCGGAUCAGCCGAUCUCUCACAAGAUCAUUCUUGAGGCCGGUGUCAUGCCGCCGAAAGGAUGCAUCUAUCGUAUGAGCGAGGAGGAGUUUGAGAUCCUCCGGGCAGAACUCGACGACUUGUUGGCCAAGGGUUGGAUCCACCCUGGUAGAUCCUCAUGUGGAGCACCAAUUCUCUUCGUCCGGAAGAAGAACAAGGAUCUACGUCUGUACAUCGAUUAUCGCAAGCUCAACGCGCAAACUGUCAAGAAUGCGGGGCCUCUUCCUCGUAUCGACGAUCUUCUCGAGCGAUUGGGCGGUGCCAAGUACUUUUCGAAGUUGGACUUGAAGUCGGGGUAUCAUCAGAUUUCGAUACACACGAAUGAUUGCUACAAAUCCACGUUCAAGACGCGUUGUCGGGACUGGUGAGUCCCGAAUGGUUUCCCGUCA
This is a messenger RNA of Chara braunii, 2397 nucleotides long. The record is from the annotation of a GenBank genome assembly. Lineage: Eukaryota; Viridiplantae; Streptophyta; Charophyceae; Charales; Characeae.